CGUUGACCGCAAACAAGCCCACAAGGCCUUCUCCUCGACAUCCUCUGUGCUUUUAUAGCUGCUCGGUGUGUACAGGAAGACUCACACGGACAGCGCGACAUCGAGAUAGCGAGACCAUUGCUCUCAGUACAGCGGCGCCUCUCCUGCAGACUAUACGCACUUGCCAGUAACUUUUGUCCUUCCUUUCGCCGCUCUCAAGGAUGCUCGCACUUCCGUGUUCUCUUGUGUUUUUGCUCUUAUUCGCCCUCGUGAGCGCGCAGUCAUCGUCAUCUGUGCCCUCUAGCUCAGCGCGCUCGGCGUCUGCUUCUCAAUCUUCGUCCGCGUCUGCGUCCAACGUCCCCUCGGCAAGCGUCACCCGCACGCUCACGUCCGUCACUCUCACCGAUGCUAGUGGCUUGACGACCAUCAUACCCAUCACUGUCACUCCGAGCAGCAGCGCGUCCCAUAGUGGGAGCGCGACCAGCACGGCCUCGUUUCCUAGCUUAACAGGUUAUUCAAGUUGCGUGGUCGACUGUCUUACUCAUGCUGUCUCCGCUGCAAAUUGCUCGAGCGUCACGGAUGUGAACUGCUUUUGCGAAAGCAGCGUAUUCCCUCCAAGCUACGAAUCCUGUGUUGAAACCUCCUGCGCCUCCGACCUUCCCUCUGCCACGUCUUUAGCCAACCAAUUCUGCGCAGUCAGCUCGCCAUCGACCUCUAUCUCCUUCACAUCCCCCACUUCGACACCCACGUCCUCUGGAUCUUCCACCCGUCCUUCAUCAUCAACACCAUCGAGUACCACCUCGCAAAGUGCCUCCUCAUCCGCCUCCUCUAACGCUGCCGCCGCUCAACGGGGAAUAGGCGGCACUCAAGGUGGCUUGGCUACAGCAGGCAUCAGCAUUCUGGGCUCCAUCCUGGGGGCGCUCCUUGUUUGAACAUGAUUCGGGCUGAAUUGAGAUGAGAUGAGAUGAGACCGGCAAUUGAUGGAGCAUUGCUGAUGGAGAGAGCAGUCGAAGAAGCUAAUUGAGAGCCCAGAGUGGGCUGGACAGAUGUUGUCGUCCGCACUGGAGUAGAGCCCCCCACUUGCUGCCGUACUUUCCAGGACACUUCUGCCAACAAUUUCUCUUUCUUUGAUCCCACCAUACAUCACCCUUACACUUACACUCACGUCGCUGCUUCCACAUAUAUCGUUGUCAAUUCGGACAUAUAGCCACUUAUGUACUUAGUGGUCGCAAUUGCAUAGCAUGAUACAUAUG
Molecule: messenger RNA, 1232 nt
Organism: Heterobasidion irregulare TC 32-1
Lineage: Eukaryota; Fungi; Basidiomycota; Agaricomycetes; Russulales; Bondarzewiaceae
Exons: 3
Coding region: 201-911 (236 amino acids)
Source: RefSeq, a predicted model, not a curated record